CAGCACAAACGCACAUUGCUCGACGAGUUUUUAAAUCUUAAGGAAUACUUUUCAAUAAAAUGUCGUCUAAUAACGAGGAGGGAGCCGUUGGUGGCGAUCUCAACAACAAUGUCACAGCUCCAGCCCCUGCAAAUGGCCAGGAGGAGGUGCAUCCGCCGGAGCAGCCCCAAAAUGAGCUGCUUGAUAUGGUUUUCACGCUGGAGAGUGAAAAACAGGCGCUGUUAGAGGAGUCUCGCAAGCGAAUCGGAGCACUCCGCAAAGACUUUGAGGAAGCCAAGAUCGAGAAUGAGCAACUGAAGAGGAGAGUGGUGCAGCUGGAGCAGUCUCUCAAGCAGUCCGUCAUGCUGGGCGGCACCGACGCCCCCAAGUCCCGGCAAGAGCAGGAGGAGCUGCUCGUGAGGGCCAAAACACUGCUGUUCGAAAAGACCAAGGUGAACAAACAGCAGGAGCAGCAGAUAGCCGUGCUCAAGAACCAGGUGGAAUCGGUUAAAGACGUACUCCAGGUGACCAAAGAUAUGCUGCAGCUGAAGACCACCGAGUGCGAUCACACGCAGGCGCGUCUGGAGAAGAGCCAGCAGUGGAUCAAGGCGGAGCAAGACAAAUGUGCGCUAACAGAAAAGAAGCUGGUAAUCUCCAAAUCUGUGUACGACAAGCUGCGGGCCGAGUACGACACUCAAUCCAAGAUUUUCAAGGAACUGAAGUCCGCCUACGAGCAGAAGCUAAAGGUUCUCGGCGCGGCAUUGGAUCAGGCCAAAAAAUAGCUGAACAAUUUAAUAAACUACGUUAAUUAAAUGCACACAUAUCGUGUAUAAGUUUAAUAAUUUA
Molecule: messenger RNA, 825 nt
Organism: Drosophila serrata
Lineage: Eukaryota; Metazoa; Arthropoda; Insecta; Diptera; Drosophilidae
Source: RefSeq, a predicted model, not a curated record